Gasterosteus aculeatus aculeatus (three-spined stickleback) is the source of this 4160-nucleotide messenger RNA. RefSeq names its product sex comb on midleg-like protein 2. Gene Ontology annotation, cellular component: nucleus. Gene Ontology annotation, molecular function: histone binding; chromatin binding. The record is from RefSeq and is a predicted model, not a curated record. Gene Ontology annotation, biological process: negative regulation of DNA-templated transcription. Lineage: Eukaryota; Metazoa; Chordata; Actinopteri; Perciformes; Gasterosteidae.
AUAUACCAUCUUUGGCCCAAAUGCGCGUAAGCGUACACUACGUUGGUGGAAAAAGAUGGCAGCUGACGCGUAGAAAAGAAGUGUGUGGAUCUUCGCUCGAAAAAACAAAAACAAAAAAGAAACAGACGGAGCGCAAAACAACCAGCCAUCGGUUGCGUCUUAUCAGCCCCCAUAGAGGCGCCGCCAUCGGUCGCCAUCGCAGAAGCGUCGCCAUUGGUCGUCAGUCACCAUGGGAAAAACGCCGCUAAAAGAUCAGAAAGACGGCAAAAAAGAGAAACCAGGAAGAAUGGUUCCACUAACCGGUGCGACUCCUGCGACAGCUAAAGACGCUUUCAGCUGGGAAGAAUAUCUGAAAGAGACGUCUUCCUCACCCGCUCCAGCCGGCUGCUUUCGUCAGGCCCGAGUCCCGCCCUCCAACGACUUCAAGGUGGGAAUGAAGCUCGAGGCCCACGACCCGCGCAAUUCUACCUCCGUCUGUAUCGCCACGGUGAUGGGCCUGACGGGGGUCCGCCUGCGCCUCCGCCUGGACGGCAGCGACAACAGCAACGACUUCUGGAGGCUCGUGGACUCCUCGGACAUCCAGCCCAUCGGCAGCUGUGAGAAGAACGGCGACAUGCUGCAGCCGCCGCUGGGGUUCCGCAUGAACGCCUCCUCGUGGCCGAUGUUUCUGCUGAGGACCUUAAACGGCGCCGAGAUGGCUCCGGCGAUCGCCUUCAAAAAGGAGCCUCCGAGGCCCCCGCAGAACAACUUCAGGUCGGGCAUGAAGCUGGAGGCCGUGGACAAGAAGAACCCGUACCUCAUCUGCCCCGCCACCAUUGGGGAGGUGAAGGGCGACGAGGUCUUCGUCAUGUUCGACGGGUGGCGCGGCGCCUUCGACUACUGGUGCAAGUACGACUCGCGGGACAUCUUCCCCGUGGGCUGGUGCUCGCUCACCAAGCACAGCCUCCAGUCGCCGGGCAACAGCGUGACUCUUCCAAAAGCGGCGCCGACCUUCCUGGCGUCCCCCUCCAAGCCGAGCAGGCGCUCCAUGCAGUCCCCCUACCGGCUCCCCACCCCCCUGCCCGCUCUGCCCGUCAGGAAAGGGGUCAGAGGUCGGCGGCCCAAGAGCGAGACGCUCGCUCUGCUCAAAGCCGUGGCGGAGGCCGCCGCCGCCGCCGCGCAGAACGGAACGGCGCCCGAGAGCCCGCUGCUGGUUCCCCGGGUGCACAAGAAGAGGGGGCCGAAGCCCGGGAGCAAGAGGAAGUCCAAGAUCCUCCAAAACCCGGGGCCGCUGCCGAGCAUGCAUGUUCCCGCGGAGAGCGCCGGCAGCCCGAGCGGCGUUGUGUCGACGGUGUGUGUGUACGUCAACAAGCAGGGGAACUGCGGCCCCCACCUGGACAGGAAGCAGAUGCAGCAUCUCCCGGACCACUUCGGGCCGGGCCCGGUGAACGCCGUGCUGCAGCAGGUGGUGCAGUGCUGCAUAGACUGUGCGUACCAGCCCAAGGUCCUGCUCGGCGCCCUGCAGACCCACGCAGGGGGGGGGGAGGUGGUCAGAGUGAGAACCGACGGCGGCGUCCGCGUGGUCAAGCUGCCGGCGGCCUCCAGCCCCUCCUUCGUGCUGCGCUUCCUGGAGACGAUGUGUCGCCACCUGCAGUGCGACAACCUGUUCAGCAGCCAGCCGUUCAGCCACCACGCCGCCUACGACGGGACCAAGUCAGUGAAAGAGGAGGCGCUGGACGCUCCGUCUCUGGCUCGGGGGGGCAAGCGGAGCCUCCUCGGGGUCUCGCCGCCGUACGCCGCCCCCCUGUCGCCGAAACACCUGCGUCCUGAGGCGCAUCCCUCAGAAGCGGAGACCCUCUCCCACAAAGAGAACGGCCUCACGAAGGAGCAGCGCUACAUGUGCUCGGCCUCCAACUCCGCCACCCCUCGGCCCCCGGCGGUGCGCGGCUCCUUGGAGUACCGCCCCCACACGCCGGGCGCCCACUACCGCCACGCCAGGGGCGAGGCUGCUGGCCGUCUCUCGGCGAAAAAGGCCGAGCUCGCCCACAAGAGGCCUCUCGGAGGAGUGGAAGCAGCCAGCUCCACCACGGGCCCCGAGCCGCCCAGCACCGAGCCGCCCGGCAGAAGCCCCGCCUCCUGGUCCAUCGAGGAGGUGAUGCAGUUCGUGAGGGACGCCGACCCCGCGACGUUAGCGCCGCACGCCGAGCUGUUCAGGAAACACGAGAUCGACGGCAAAGCUCUGAUGCUGCUGCGGAGCGACAUGAUCAUGAAGUACAUGGGUCUGAAGCUGGGCCCCGCCCUCAAGCUGUGUCACCACAUAGAGCGCCUGAAACACGGCAAACUGUGAGAGCGACCAGGGGAGGGGGGGGGGCGUCCCCCUCCAUGUGGUCUCCUCGAGGGAUUGAACCCUGGACCCCCAGCGUGGAGGGAAACCCCACAGUGUUUACAUCGCUCGGCACAAAUCUUCUGAUUCCCCAAAGACGGAGAAUGUUUCAUCUUCUGAAAUGUUUUUUUCAUGCUCGGCGAAUGACGAACAACGACGGGUCGGUUUUACUGAGAAAAGCGAGAUCCAUCAGCAGCCCCCGCCCCACCCGCCCACCCCCCUCCUUUAUUGGCGCAUUCCGUUUCUAUUAUGUCACCGAUGGGGGCGCGGUUACACUCGUCUCCUCACUGCUGCCGAUCGGACGCCACGACGCGCCCUGUAGGAUCGACUCCGAGGGUUAAACAUUUCAUUUCCUGUUAAUUCUUCACAUUAAAAGACUGCGUCAGUUCGGGGACGAGGACAGAAUCUCGUAAACUCUUCACAACAACUAUUGUUUCAUCGUCAACUGAGCAGCUAAAUACUCGAUAUUUAUAAAUAUCAGAAAAUAUCGUCGCACGUUACUUCCCCAAAUGUUCCCCAAGAUGCUUUAAUCAGCCUUCUUUUAUCAACAAAUGAUUAAAAUAAUUAGAUUUUAAUUAAAUAGUUGACAAAUAUUUUCAGAUAUUUUUCACAAUAAAGUCUGUUUAUUAAACCUCUUUAAAAAUGCUACAACAAUUGAGUAAAUAACAUAAAAUCUUAAAUCAGCGGUUAUUUUCCUUUUGUUUAACUCAUCCGUUGGUUAAUUUCAUUAAUCGAUAACUUUUUGUUCUACUAAUGGUGAAAAGUGGUGAACUAUUUACAUACAAGAAGCAGAAGUCAGAGAAAUACAUUUAAGUCUUUAAUUUAAACGAUGACAACUAAUUGAUUUGUUUUUUUAUUGCUAAACUAUUUCAUGAAUUAUUCCCCUGCCGCUACGCUAACGAAGCUACGCUAACGAAGCUACGCUAACGAAGAAACAAACACUAUGAUUUCCCGUCUUAUCCUGUCACUCAAAGAUUUACCUCUUGAGGAAGCCCCGCCCCCACGACGAGUGUAACCGCGGCCGGAGACAUUUUAUUCCGACAGGAUCCAACUUCACGUUUCCUGCCGCCAUCUUCAUCCUCACGGUCAUCCUCAUCUUCAUCCUCAUGGCCUCAUCACGGUUGGAGACGUCCCUCUGGGGCGUCUCGGCUCGUCGUUACAAUCACUGUUAGCAACAGACGUGUACAGUUUUUAUGGGUUUUAACCAUGAAUAUCAGCGACAGAAUGUACAUUUUGUAGAAACCUAAUAUUUUAAAGAAGGAGAUCAUAUACACGAGUUAGAAAUGUGAAGAAAUGUCUUUUUUAAACCGCAUUAAGGUCGUAGUUGGGAUCCUCCCGCGAGGAGCUUUACUCUCUGCCUUGCUCUCAGGUCUGCGUCGGCUUUGUUAGUUCAAACUUUUGUAGCAAACUGUUUGUUUAAAAAAAAAAAAAGAAAGAAAAAAAAGAAAUACAUUUUUAAAGACAGUCAGCAGAAUUUUCCGGUUCAUCCGCCUGGAUCCCUUUGGGUUUUUAAGACUUGUGCCAAAUGACUUUGACCUGGAGGAUCCUCAGCGCUGUGGAUUCAUCUCCUGCAUCUUCUUCAAAGUGUCACGAGUCCAUUUUAUGUCGCACCACAUAAACAAUGACGUUGUGUAUUUCCUCUUUUUUAUAAACCUCCCAGAAACAAAGUGUUUUCACUGACUGAAUUAUUCACACGUUUAUUGUAUCUGAGAGGAACCGAUUUUAUGGCUAUUUUCUAUUAAAUUCAACACACAAUAGAGAGCAUAACCGCAAAAGUAAAUAUGAUUUUGUGUAUUAA